GUUCUUCUCGUCUUACAGCCGUCCUGAGUUCACUUUAUUUUCUAGCCGUCCCGGUGAGCGGAGCCUCGGUCGCCUGACACCGAGCACACUGUAUUCUUGAGUCAUGGCCGUCAUCCGACAGCUUUUCUCGGUGUAGCCACCUGGUUUCCACUGAUCUUACAAGAGAAUCAUGGAACCAGAUGUGAUUCGAAUCUACUCCUCUUCACCGCCGCCGAUGGAAGACGGUGCAGAGGAAGAGGACGACGAGUUUGGAGACUUCGGUACCUUCUCUGGUGGUGUUCCCAACAGCAUCAGCUUCAGCGAAUUUGACACCCCGACCACUUUCAACCAAUCCCAGGCUCUGAUCACCACCUCGCCACCUGAGCUCAUCAACAGCAGAGGGGUGGUGGCGUUCACCCACAGUGCCACUAAUGGGACCAGCUGCCACAUCACGGAGCUCUCUAAGGCAAAUGGUGUGGCACCAGCAAGUUGCCAGGGAAACGGUCCCUUGGAGAGAACGGAAGCGAAAAAGGUCCUCUCAGACUCCUUAGAUUCCACGAAGGUGGAGUGUGUUGAUUGCAACGGCAGAGGCACAGAGGUGCUAACAAACGGGUUUGAUGUUCAAGGAAGCCCUUCCUCACAGAAUUCUGUCCACUCUCACACAAAAGAAACGUCCACCGAGGACACGGGCAGCUUCCCUGUUGGCAGCCCAGAGGACGAUUUGGCAGAUUUUGCUGCUUUCGCAAACGCUGAGAGACGCCUCAGCCAGACAGAAGAUGAGGACUCGGACAAUCCUGGGUGGCUGGCAGGGUCCACCUGUGGAGCUGAGCCGGGAGUGACUACAGAGGACAAUGUCAGGGACACAAAUAGAACUGGACCCGAAACACCGGGCUCAGAGUCCGGAUCUGUCCGUGUGGAUGAGCCUGGUGACCCGUCCGACACGGCGCGGGGUUCCUGUUCACACGUUGACAUUCAUAAAAGGGACGCCUUUGAAUCAGAGACAGUUUGCACUAAGGAUCCUCUUGUUCUGAACUGGGUCGACAUCGCUGAAAGGGCCGCCGCCGCCAAACACGACCUUUCACCAGAACCAGCCGCAGACGAGGAGGUCGGAACUUCAGACGGAGACGGGAAGGGCUCUGAGACGGAGACGUCGGAGACGUCGUUGGGUCUGCCGCUGUCAACACAUGCUUUAGAGGAGUACGGCGACCUGAGCACGACAGCUUCAAUGACGUCUCCGCCGCUUCCAGAGGACACGCCCACACCCGCUGAACACAGCCAGCUGAUGGAGGACGAUGCGGACUUUGGCGACUUUGGCGAUGCUGCUUCAGACAGCAGUCAGGGCUUUGCUGAUUUUGCUGCGGUUGAACAAGACCAAAGUGAGGUGACGACCUCUGAACCUGCGCAGGAAGCUGCAGUUGCUGACGACGACUUUGGAGACUUCAACUCCCCCAAAUUCCAUACGGGCGGCGCCACGGAGGAUGAAGGAGAAGACAAGUUUGCAGCCUUCCCCGUCAGCGACAGCUUCGGGAAUUUCAGCUCGGCGGUUGGAGGCUCGGAGUCGGAGGCUGCUUGGAACGCUUUUGGUGAACUUGAGCAGCAGGCAGAGGGGGACUCCUGGGCAGCGUUCAGCGUGGAGCAGAGCGCCGCUGGUCUUCCCGCGGGGAGCAGAGAGGAGGAGAGCAAAGAAGGCGAAUCUUCGGCUUCUAGAGAGGACACCAGCAGGGCUGAAAACCAGCCAGUGGUGCUGUCCAGUCGUCUGGAGAGGCUGUUCCAGAGCAGCUUCCCCCAUGUGGUCGCAGCCCGGCUGGAGGAGGAGGUGGUGUCCUUGAAGAUCCUGCUGGAACCUCCUGGGGAGGAACCACAUUCAGGAAGUGAAGACAGCAGGUCACCGUGCAACAGGACGUCACAUGGCGGCGUUUGGGUGCAGCUUCAGGACAUCCACGAGGCGUUAGGCCUCCGGUACCAGUGGGGUGGUUCCCACUGCAAUAAAGUUCUCCUCUGCUGCCUUGGCAUCGACACGCGGAACAUCCUGUUCACAGGACAGAAGAAGCAGCCGGUCAUCGUGCCCAUGUACGCCGCCGGCCUGGGGAUGCUGGAACCCACCAAAGAGCCCGUGAAGCCCGUUUCUGCAGCAGAGAUGAUCGCUUCUAUUGCACAGGCGCCUCCUGCAGCGCCGGAGAAAAGCUCCUGUUCCUCUGACGCGGUCCAGGAGGCGCUUCCACCCAUCCAGUUUGACUGGAGCAGCAGUGGCCUUACCAAUCCCCUGGAUGCGAGCGGCGGCUCGUCGCUGUUAAACCUGGACUUUUUCGGCCCUGUAGACGACUCUAGCUCCAGCAGCUCAACCUCCAUCCCAGGCGUUGACCCGGAGCUGUACGAGCUGACCACAGCUAAACUGGAUGCCGGCGGUACCAGCAGCCGUGUGGCAGACGCCUUUGCCCGCCUGAUGUCCACCGUGGAAAAGACCAGCACCUCAACAAGGAAGCCGAGGAAAGACGAGAAUUUGAGCGAGGAGGCGGCUAAAGUCAUCGCCGCUCUGCCGGACCUUUCCUUCAUGCAGGCUAAGGUUCUGAUGUUUCCGGCCACACUGACGCCGCUCGGGUGCCAGGCUAUGCCCAACUGAAGCUCCACCCCUUGCACUGACCCCACCUCAUUUCUUUGUACCCAUCCUUCAUUUUUUUAUUAUUAGUUUUUUUUUAAAUAUCGCUGCAGCUUUGAUCCUCACUUCUUUUCUGUUCAGACAUUUUAUUUAUUUUUUUAUUUUACAUUUUUAAGGAACAUUUAACGGGAAGCGCUCACGUACCGAGGACUCCGCGGCGGGUGUCCAGCCGAUCUGUGAGCGAUGUUGAGAAUUCUAAAGGAAUGGUGGUGUAUAUAAUCAGGGAUAAAUGUCUACUUUCCCACUUUUUUGUGCGUCUGCGUGUUGGCGUUGAAGUCUGUGAAGGAAAUUGAACAGUGGCUGAAUCAAAGCGAAGAAGAAAAUAUCGAUAAAGUAUCAAUGAUGAAUCUAAAUGUCUAUCUAUAGCUGAUAAUCUAUUUGACUUGAAACCAGACUGCCUGCAGAAUCCAGCUGAAUGUUUAAAGUUUUUACUGCCAGCACAUUUUUUAGCUUCUUUUUUUUUUUGCGGAAUUUAACCGUCAUCACUUGACUGUUACUUUUUUUUUUUAUUCUUUAUAUUGACAAACUUUAAAUUUGUUUCCUCUCUGCCGUCUGUUUCCGUGGUGUGUCAGGGGACAAAACAGUCUGAGAUUUUCAGAAUAAAGCUCUUUUUUUGUUUGUUUUUGGUUAAAAUUAUUUUAAUCAUAUCAUAAAAAUAAAUCAGUUGUCAUAAUAAUGCUGUAAAAUAAAUGUGAUGCAGAUUUAUUUCAACUUUCUUUAAUGUUAAAGUCAAGCUGAAUAAAUUUCUUCACUGAAAUUUUCUACAAAAAAAUUUACUUAAAUUUUUUAAUGUAAAUUUUCUUCACUUUACUAUUUUUUUUAAUGAAGUUAUGAUUAAAUUUAUUGUAACGUUCACUUUCUGGCAGAAUCAAAUGUGUGAAACUUUGCUUUCUAACAUCAGGACAAAGUAAGUUUAUUAGUUUUUUUUUGUUUGUUUUUUUAGUGUUUGCACAUCUUUAAUAUUUUUGUAGAGUUUGAAAUGUAAAGCUUGGCUUUGGAACUUUAUUCUGGCAUGUUCAGAUUGUUUCAGAGUCCUGGUUCUGCUGCAAACCCCCCCAAGCUAAGAAUGGGACAUUUUGAUUAAAACCACUAACAUCUGAAGGGAUUUAUGGGGCCAACGUGAGGCGGACUGCUGUCAGCGAGGAUUUUGCACAUUGUAAAGAUGAAGUGGAUGUACUUACUCAUAGUUCACUGUGGCUGCGGACUGUGUACAGUUAAACUAUGGACUGUAAAAUGUACGGGGAAAUUCCUAUGGAAAAAACUCAAAUCACUUGAAGAGCCUGUCAAAAGGUUUUCGUGCAUGCCCGCCGGGUUCUUUUCAGACCAUAAGUGUGUAAAUUUUACUUUUAGUGUACACAAGAAAUUAAAAAUAAUUUAAGAGAAAAA
Thalassophryne amazonica is the source of this 4021-nucleotide messenger RNA. RefSeq names its product aftiphilin a (gene aftpha). The record is from RefSeq and is a predicted model, not a curated record. The coding region runs from base 170 to 2599 and encodes 809 amino acids. The transcript is spliced from 10 exons. NCBI's taxonomy places the organism in Eukaryota, Metazoa, Chordata, Actinopteri, Batrachoidiformes, Batrachoididae. Gene Ontology annotation, biological process: intracellular transport. Gene Ontology annotation, molecular function: clathrin binding. Gene Ontology annotation, cellular component: trans-Golgi network membrane; AP-1 adaptor complex.